UGAAGUUAGACCUCUCCAGCCAGAAAGAAGUCAACAAGGACAGAGAAAGGGAGAUAACAGAGACACUUGGCAGACGCUCGCUAUUUUGCUGCCAGAGCUGAUAGUACCGGCCAAUUAAGCCAUCGCUUGGACGGAGGCGAAGGGGGACAGAACAGCAAAGUUCAGGAACAUCUUCAGCCAUUAAUAUGCCGGACUACUGAGGCACAACCAUUGGUGGCAGAUGAAGAUUUGGGAAGAAUGGCUGUUCCCAAUGAGUUCUAUGAGCAGAUCAGUGAGGAGCACCUGAAGAACUUCUCCUUCAUUGGCCAAGGAUCUUUUGGGGACAUUUUCCGAGCUCGGCACCAGAAGUGGGGAACCGAUGUUGCAGUCAAGUUUCUGAACCGGAAUUCUUCCUUCACUCGAGAGGAACUUUUGAAUGAAGCUCGAGCCAUGGACAAAGCCCGCUUCAACUACAUCCUACGACUCUACGGCCUCUUUGUAGGCAAAAUGCAGACAGAUGCUGCCUUGAUGUCAGCCACGGUGCCCAGCUUGGGCUUGGUGAUGGAAUACAUGGAGAAUGGCAACUUGUCCAACUUAAUCUGUCAGGUCCCCUCCAUGCCUUGGGCCCUGCGUUUCCGCAUCCUGUACGAGGUAGCCCUGGCUAUGAAUUUCUUGCAUAAUCUCACUCCUCCAUUGUUACAUCUAGAUCUCAAGCCUAGCAACAUCUUACUUGAUGGAGAACUGCAUGUCCGGGUAUCGGAUUUUGGCUUAUCCAAGUUCAAGAGAGGAACGACCCAGCAAUGUAACCUCAGUUCUGGGGAAGAGGACACCUGUGGUGGGACCCUGGAGUUCAUGCCUCCUGAAUCCUUUGUCGAUUUCAACUACAAGCCAGCCCCCAGCACAGAUGUCUACAGUUAUGGAAUCCUGAUGUGGUCAGUGUUGAGCAAUCAAGAACCUUACCACAAUCUCCACCAUGCCAACAUGAGUUCCAUGAUCAAAAUGCACAUCCCCCGAGGUCAAAGGCCACGGACGGAAGAUUUGGAGAAGCAGGUUGAUCAAGUGCUGAAGCUGGGAAACAUGAUUGACCUCAUGAGAAGGUGUUGGUCUAAUGAGAAGGGCCAGAGGCCGAGCUUCCAGGAUUGCAGAGAAGAAAUGGAAGUUGUGUAUUGCUGUUACAAGUGGAAGAUUAGGAACGCUGUCAGUGAAGUCCAAGAUAUUUUGAUGCAGAAAGCGAAUUCUUCUAGAACAGAAGCCAAGGUCCCUUCCGGCUUGAGUUCCAAGGGAGCCAGUCUUGCCCCGUUGAGGUCUGAGGACUACCGAGCAUUCUCUUCUACCUAUGGCUUGGAAGAUCAUUUUAAAACUUUCCAGCUGGAAGAAACGUCAUCAGUGCAAAAUGAAGCUCUACCACCAAAAGUCAUUUUAAGGAACAAGUUUUCUGGGACCCUUCACCGAAGUAAAAGCAUGUGUAACAGGAAUAAAGCCGAAAGGACAGAGCAGGAAAAUCCUCAUGCAUCGGAAGUCCAAACUCCACAACAGCGCACGCUCAGAGGUAAUAAGCAACGGCCCCGUUCAGAUACAUUUGCUUCUCCAUUAUAUCCAAAUUAUCCUGCAUACCUUCAUUAUCCGCCGCCUUUUUUUGGCUCCCACCAAGGCGAUAUUGGAUUUCCCCAGCAGAACCAGUCAUUCCUCUGGCGUUCUACACCUACAGUUCCCUCUGGCGGAGUUCAAAUCUCUGGCACCGGCAUCACAGGAGUUCAGAUUGGAGGUGGCAACCACAUGCAUGUUGAACAAGCUCCUCGGACAAGACAAAGCAGUAACCAAUAAAUGCUGAUAGAAAAUGGAAAAUUUCAUCCCCUGUGCGUGGGAGCAUUCCAGCCAACUUCACUUGCCUUCUCAAUUGCCCCUGACUUUUCUGCACAAUCCCUCUAACUCAACCUAAUCCAGGUAUUUCCUAGAAAGUUAGAAUCACAGAAGAGAAAGGAUGGAAGCGACUCAGGAAAUCUUCUAUUCCAGCGAUCUCCAAAUUUGGCAAGUUUAAAACUGGUAGACUUUAACUGCCAGAAUUCCCCUGCUAGCAUGGCUGGCUGGGGAAUUCUGGGAAUCAUCUAGUCCAAUCCUCUGCCCCAGCAGGAGACCCUACACCAUUUCUGACAAAUGGCAGUCCAAUCUCUUCUUGAAAGCCUCCAGUGAUGAAGCUCCCACAACUUCCGAAGUCAACUUCUGUUCCAUUGGUUGAUUGUUCUCACUGUCAGAAAAUCUGUCCUUAUUUUUAGACUGAAUCUCUCCUUGGUCAGUUUCCAUCCAUUAUUCCUUGUCUGGCCUUCAGGUGUUUUUGAAAAAUAGCUUGACCCCCGCUCCUUUCUGUGGCAGCCCCCCAAAUAUUGGAACAUUGCUAUCAUGUCUGCCUUGGUCCUUCUCUUCACUAGACUAGCCAUGCCCAGUUCCUGCAACUGUUCAUCAUAUGUUUUAGCCUCCAAUCCAGGAGUGAAAUUCAGCAGGUUCUGACAGGUUCUGAAGAACCAGUAGCGGAAAUUUUGAGUAGUUUGGAGAACCGGCAAAUACUACCUCUGGCUGGUGGGGUGGAAAUGAAGAUUUUGUAAUAUCCUUUCCCUGCCACGCCCAUCAAGCCACACCCACCAAGCCACACCCACAGAACCGGUAGUAAAAAAAAAAAUUGGAUUUCACCACUGCUUCAGUUCCCUAAUCAUCCUGGUUGCUCUUUUCUGCACUUUUUCUAGUUGAAGUCCACCAGUCUUAAACUUGCCAAAUUUGGAGACUCUUGAUCUAAUUCAACUGCCUGUCCGCUCUACUGCUUCAGCAUCCUGCAUGGAUGGCCAUCCAGCCUCUCUUAAAACAUCUCCAAUGAAGGAGAGCCCACUACCUCCCCAGGCUGUCUGUUUUUGUUCUUGGACAGCUUUUACUGUUAAGAAACAUCUCCUGACGUGACGUCCAACAAAAUUCACUUUAUUGUAAUUUUAACCUGUUGUUUUUGACCUCGCCCUUGGAACCACACUGAAUAAUCAUCUCCCAUUUUGUAUAGGAUUUAGAUACUUGAGUGGAGCUACUAUGUCUUUUAACACUCUCCCUGAUCUUCCUACAAAUGUUAGUUGUCAGCUCUGAUGGGAAGCUGGAUUAAGUCAUGCACUUGAUCGAGAGGUGGGAUUCAACCAUUUCUGUCCGGUUCAGGUGAACCGGUAGUGGCGACUAUGGGAAGCUCCGCCCACUUGUCGAUGUAAUGCAUGAGCAAAGAGCAUGCGCGGAAUGGCAUGAGCAUGUGCAGAGAAGGUGUGCGACUGAAGCAAGCCCGCGUGCUCCCAUUUGCAAACCGGUAGAGAAGGUAAGGGAAUCCCACCUCUGACUUGAUCCCUACUUUCCCUGAUGUCUGAAUACAUAGAAUUCAGAUAUGAUGCUUUCCCCGUCUUUCUGUCAGUCAUUGGAAUUGACUGGCCUGAGAGAAAUGUUUUUUUUUUCCCUUGCAACAACAAUUGAAUGGAGCCAUUCUAACAAUCUCUAUCAAUGGCUUCAAAACAAAACAGGUGAAAGCUUAAAUGAGAAAUAAUAAUAAAUUUAGGGAAAGAAAGAAGCACCAUCCAAAGAUUCAAUGAUAAAAGCACUGAAGCACUUGAAGAGUUUAUGGCAACAUUUUCCCCCCGAAUAAAUCUCUAACAUGGGGGUGGUCAACCUUUUUAUACCUACCACCCACUUUUGUAUCUCUGUUAGUAGUAAAUUUUUCUAACCACCCACCGGUUCCCCAGUAAUGAGCCGUGUAUCGUCGUCUGCACAUGCCUCUCGCGCAUCAUGGAUUGGGUUUGGGGGGGGUGCCAGCUACCAGCUCUGCUUGUCUGUUACAGCUGGGUGGUGUGGGGGGAGAUGCGCGAGCUAUUCUGGGACGAGGCUCUUUUGUUUGCGGUCGCACUAUAGCACCAUUUAGUUUCACUUAUGCAACGUGAACUAAACUUAUGCGCGGGCGAUAAAAAUAGUAUAUUUUCAGGAAUUUAAAUUGUCACGGGGAAUUUUACGAAAACCUAAUGAAAAUGUUUUUAAAUAGUGCUAUGAAUUUUUUUUAAAAGUCAAUUAAAUUAAAAAAAGGGAAAGUGCUUCAGUAUCGGACAAAACUCCUACCGCCCACCAUGAAAAUUGUAACGCCCACUAGUGGGCGGUAGGGACCAGGUUGACUACCACUGCUCUAACAUAUUCAAUGGCCACAGUCCUCGCUAUUUUGCAGAAAAUCAUUGUGUUCAAGAAACGGAUCCUCAUUCUGGGUAUAUACGAAGCAUGAGGGAUCCUUAGUGCUCUCUUAGCUUGGCUGUUUUCUUUUUUUUUAUUAAAAAAAUUUUACAAAAAAAAAUUACCACUUAAUUCCCCCCUCCCCCCAUCCUCCUCCCUCUCCCUUUCCCCCUCCCCCACACCCUCCCCUCCAUCCCCCCGGGCCUUCCCAGAGCAGAUUACAGGUUAUUGCAUCUAUCAAUCAUAAGCUAAAUUACACCAAUAAACCAUAAUCCAUAAUCUCUCCUUGCCCUUUAAAACCUUAACUCCCCUUUCCCUUAUAAACAAGUACAUUAAUACGAUACAAUUCUUACAAUCACUCUUAAACUAUUUAACACUUCAAUCUAAAAUUUGGCUUAAAUAUAGUUGAUCCAAUUUUUCAUUCCUGUGUAUAUCUUCCUUGUAAAUUCUUUGAGUACAUUAAAGUUUCUGUUUUCUUUCUUAAAUCCAUUAAAAUCCAAUCUUCAAAUCCAUUAAAUCCAUUAAAAUUAGUCCAAUCUUCAAAUAUAAGCAGUGCUACAUCUUCCAAUAUAUCAGUAACAAAAGUCCAACUACCAAUAUUGGAUUUAAAAUCAAUUUAGUCCUUAUUAUUCUUCAAAAUAAUGUCUUAUAUGAUCCACCAAAUUUAUAAUUCUGUCACACUUAUUAACAAAUAAUAUCAUUUUUCAAUCCUUAAUACUCCAUCUCUUCUUCUAUUUUUCUCAUUAUCUUAUUUAAUCAAGUUUUAUCCUAAAUAAUUUUUAUAAAUUCAAACAAUACCAUUUAACUUUAAUCCAGAUUCUUCCCCAUACUUCCAUCACUUUAUGUCAGACCUUAAAAUUAUUAAUUCAAUUAUGUAAAUGGUAAAUUAUUACCAUUUACAUUUAAUCCUAAUUAUUUCCCCUAUUUCCAUCACUAUAAAUUACCAGGUAUUUUAUAACCAUUUUUCAUACAUUCCCUAAUAAAAUAUUUCUUUCUAUUUUUAUCAAGACUCUCCCAAAUCAAAUAAUACAAUUAUUAACAAUUCAACCAUAUAUAAACUAAUAACCUCACAUUACAAGUUCAAACAAAUGCAUAUAAAUUUUUAACAAUUAUCCAAUAACUAUCCUUACAAAAACCAUAUGUAACUUAACCUUCUUCUUAUAUUAUAUUCAAUUUCAAUUAUAAUUUAUCAUUUUUCAUAAGAAAAAACUCUUUUGACAUAACACCAUUUUUUAUUUCCUCUUUGUACCUUUUUAGUAAUUACCUAUUCCAUUUGUUCCUCUAUUUCUCCUAUUUUUCCUACUAUAUCUUCUUCAGCAAUUGCAGACCCCUCUUUACCUUGUAUUUGUUCUAUUUCCUUCUCCCACUCUUUUGCCUUCUUAUUUCCUAUUCUCAUUUUAGCUUUUAACAAUAAAGGAUUUCCAGCCAUUAGUGUAAAAGUCUCUUGCUUUGAGAACUGUAGUAAGACAAAACUUUCUUCCCUUAUAAUUCACUGUUAAUCCAGCUGGAACAUCCCAUCUAUACUGUAUCUGGUGUUUCCUAAGUUCUUCCACCAAAAAGGCAAACUCCUUUCUAUUUCUUAACAUUUUAGAAGGAAUUUCUUUCAUCACUAAUACAUCUUGUCCUAAUAUUUGAAUUAUAUUGUUAUAAAAUGCUUGUAAAAUUCCAUUCCUAAUCUUUUUGUUCGUGAAAUAAAUCACAACAUCUCUUGGUAGCUGCCUUUGUCUAGCAAUCCAUGAGUUAACUCGAUAAAUUUUUUCAAUAUGAACUUCAAAAUCUACUGGAUCCUCUCCGUUUAGGCCUGUAAAAGCCUGUACAAAAAUCUCUUUUAAGUUCUCUUGCUUAUUUUCCUUCAAUCCUCUAACUCUCAAGGCAUACUCCAUCAAUUUAUAUUGCAAUAUAACAAUUUCUUCAUCUGCCCUAUCCAUUUUACUCUGAACUUCCUCUAUUUUAUUUUCCAGAUUCAAAUUAAGUUGAUUAUUCUGGGUUUCCUCUAUUUUCAUUUCUGAAUUCAAAUUAGCUUGAGUAAUUUCUUCUAUUCUUUCUUUCAACUGAAUCGUAUUUUCUCCAAUACAUUGCAAUGCUGCCAGCACACUUUCACUCAUAUUAUUCCAAGUUUCCACCUUAUUUUUAAAUUCCAAGAUUGCGUUUUCAGUUCUCUCUAUUUUAUUUUCUAGAUUCAAGUUAAUUUGAUAAUUUUGAACCUUAUCUAUUUUCUUUUCCAAAUUCAAAUUGACUUGAUCAGUUUCUUCCAUUCUUUCCUCCAAACAGAUCAUAUUUUUGGAAAAACAUUGAGCUACUACCCCCCACUCUUUCAGUCAUAUCUUUAUUCUGAACUUUCAAUAUAUUUUUGAGUUCCAAUAUUUCUUUUUCAAUUUUACUAAAUUUUUGAUCUAUUAAACCCUUUAGAUAUUUUUUCAUUUCUUCUUUUAAUUUAUAUAUUUGAACUGGCAAAACUUCAACAUCCUUAAAAGCACUUAACUUAGUUUGUUUAAAAGCCAUUUUUGUUAAACUUUAAGUUCUUCAAAAGGAGGAAAAAAUCUUCAAAUCUUCUCUUAAUCACUGUAAUUAUAUUAGUCAAUUCAUUUAAAAUCAUUCCUUUGGCUUAGCCUCUUCAUGUAACUCUGCCACUGACAGCUUUAACGAGCACUUCCUUAACUUUCGUUUUCACGCCUUGUUACACUGGAGACGCCAUUUCCUUCCUUCUUAGAUCAUUCCAACCAAAAAAGAAAAAGAAAAAAGAAAAAAAUAUAUAGUAAAAUAACGGGGAGUUAAAAAUUGAUACUUGCAACUGCCAGUACUCCUGAUUUUGCUCUGUCUGCUUAUUAAUCCAUUCCAGGUUAAAAAUUGGUAGCAGAUGUGGACGCGGCAUUUUGCUCUGUCUUCUGUAGAGGCGUCCUGGAUCCGGAGCUUUCCCGAGCUUGGGAGGGAGCUCUCGCCCUCAAGCCUCCAGUAUCAUUCCUGGGGCUUUCCGGGGGGCUCUACCUCAGCUCAGUUGCUCACCUCUCCCUCUUUGCCUGGGGGAGAGGUUUCUGAGCUGCCAGACAGCUGAUUUGCGCAGUCUGAGUGGCUCUACAGAUCGCGGGGCUGGCGGUCUAAAAAAGACCGCCAUCAACGACGUGGCGCCAUAGGAAGUCCUGAGCUUGGUUGUUUUCUUGUGGAUAUUUCAUUACCAAACUAUGUAACAUAAUCAGUCGAAAGCAAACUGGAUUUCUGUGUGUGUAUUACUCAGGUAGGCUUUCAGAAGAAUCAACCUCCAAGUUGGAUGUUUUCACAGAAUCUUCAUCCAGUCAAAAGUUAUAUGGAUAUUACAUAUUCAACAUGGCGGGCCCAUCCUCAUGAUAUCUUAUCAAAGCACCUGAUUAAACUUUUGCCAUCGAUGUUAAGUGAACCACUGCAGUUGCUAAGUGAAUCAUGACAUUGUUUCUGCUGGUUAAUAAAAUUGUUUGAAUUUGAA
This is a messenger RNA of Ahaetulla prasina, 7663 nucleotides long. RefSeq names its product receptor-interacting serine/threonine-protein kinase 3-like. The coding region runs from base 238 to 1803 and encodes 521 amino acids. The record is from RefSeq and is a predicted model, not a curated record. The transcript has 14 exons. Gene Ontology annotation, molecular function: ATP binding; JUN kinase kinase kinase activity. Gene Ontology annotation, biological process: protein phosphorylation. Lineage: Eukaryota; Metazoa; Chordata; Lepidosauria; Squamata; Colubridae.